Messenger RNA from Galleria mellonella (greater wax moth), 5906 nucleotides. It is a transcript of the gene Hecw, whose product is annotated as E3 ubiquitin-protein ligase HECW2. Gene Ontology annotation, molecular function: ubiquitin-protein transferase activity; protein binding. The record is from RefSeq and is a predicted model, not a curated record. The coding region runs from base 241 to 5040 and encodes 1599 amino acids. The transcript has 16 exons. NCBI's taxonomy places the organism in Eukaryota, Metazoa, Arthropoda, Insecta, Lepidoptera, Pyralidae. Gene Ontology annotation, biological process: regulation of dendrite morphogenesis.
CUGCUGCGGUUGCUUUUGCUGCAGUGAAAAAGAGUCAAUGUACCUAUGGAAAAAAAGCUUAAAAAGAAAAGCUUUUCAUUUCAAUACUAAAUAAAAAUUACUUUCCGGUAAAAAUAAUGAAAAUUAUUGAAAGUUUUACAGUGAAAAGUGUAUGUAGUGUACUUAUUACAAAUUUUUAAUUCUAAUACGUGAAAAUGUUAUAUUCGAAGUAAUGUAUAAAUAAUAGACUCGAAGAACGUCAUGUCAGAAGAACAUGACGCUGAUUGUGCGACAAGUAAUAAUAAAUACCGAAAUGAUCAAAAAAAUGAGAGCAGUGAAUUUGUGAAUAUCGUACCUGAUGAGCUGAAAGAAGAACAGGAAGAAGAAUAUGCCAAUACAGCUGAAUUAAUCACAGAAAGUGCCAUAAAUAAUAAACAUUUAAAUAGUGAAAAAAGUAGAAAUAAUGACGAAUGUAGUGCCAAUGAUAAACUUCAAAGCGAUCUUAGAUGGACUCUUGAAGGUGCUGAAUUUAAAAUAUCAUGGAGUCUUCCGGAGGGAUUGGCGACCGGAAAGGACUACAUCGCUUUGUGUUAUGCAGAAUCGGCGAGCAUCGCUGGCGUCGUCAGGCGCGUGCCGGCGACCGGAUGCGCCACCGGCGACAUAAUGUGGCUUCUUGAUGAGCCGAAUCAACCUUAUGAAGACUGUGAGCAGCUACUUUGCUUUCGUUAUUAUAAUGGCGAGGGUGAAGAAUGUGUGGCGGAGUCCCCGACAAUACCACCGCGUUUCAAGGUAGACCUGAAGAAAUUACCUCUUCGCCUCAAAGAAGGUAUUUCAAGAAAGCGGAGUGGCGAUCAAGUCUCGCCAUUUUCCUAUCACAAUGAAAGUUUUGAAAUGAAUUCAGAGAAUCCACCUCGGGUUGAGUUUGUCUCCGGUACCAGCCAAGACAUCAAGCAUCUUAGCGAAAAUGUCAACAAAUGCUCAAUUAGUGCUUUAGAAAGUAACGGGAACAAUAUAAAUCUCGAUCAAACAAAAUGUGAUCCUAGUAAAUCUCUAGUUAGUAGUGUAAGUAAAGAAUCUCUUUCUGUAAAUAGUGAAUCUCAGAGUGCUAUAGACUGCAAAGCUACGUCAUCGGGUGUUAAGAAGAAAUGCCCUCCGCCAGUAGACACAGGCGGCGGGCAAAUAUCAACUGGCGUUAAAAAGAAAACAAAAGCGAACAGUGGUUUCGAAUCACCGACUUCGCCAGGUACGGAGUAUUAUAAAAUAUGGUCACCAAAGAAUCCUUGUAAAAUAAUGAAGUUCGUAUAUGACGUUGAAGGUGCCAAUGUGCCAAGUGAUGCGGAAAAAUCACCUGUUCCACCCCUACCUCCUCGACAAUCCCACAAACCACUGGAAAGAAUGCACGCAUUAUCUCCACCUCAGGUACCAAGACAUCGGAAGCCAAAAAAACUCACAAAACCCGAAGAUGCAUUUACAUUUGAGUUGAUAGAUAUAGAUGAACAAUUUUUUACUGAUAAUAAUAUUACAAAUUCUGCUGUAUUACAAGGUCAAAUAAAUGACUUCAAACCUGGAGAAUUUUAUUCAGGUAAUCAGGUCUCUAUGUCUUCAACGACUUCAUUUUGGAGGGGAGGUCAAAAUGUCGCUCCUCUGGCUACACCCGAAACUGAUGGCAGCUUAUGUGAUUCCAUGGUCUCUUCUAUGAAAAUAUCUAAGUUAAACGAGGAAAAGAAAGAUAAACUUGUACCUGAAAGCUCUACUAGCAUUAGUAAAAAUAACAUAAUGUUCAUUAAAGAUAUAGGACCAGAUAAUUAUAUAACUACAACAUUUGCAAGGAAAGAUAAAUCUAGUCCCUCUAAUGAUGUCGUAGAUAGUGUUAUUCUAACACCAAAUCAUGCGAAAUCAGAAGAGAAAGCUCAAAACACUUUUCUUAAUGAUAUUAGUAAUAAUUCUGAAUUUGAAGAUGACAACAGAAAUCAAAUUGAAGAGAAAGAAAUUACUAUACUAAAGAGCCAUAAGCCUUUAACGAGACAAUGUUCAGGUCGUGCUACACCCACUAUGAUGACAGCUUUUCUGAACUCUUCACACAUUGAUGCACCGACUAGGGAAACUGAUAAUAAUAGCCCUAAUGCACCAAGUUCUUGUAACUCUUCACAUUCAUCAUCACCCGUAGAUGAUCCAAACAAAACUCUGCCGUGUGUAGGAACUUUGCUAAUGAAUCGAAAAUAUUCAUGUGAUAGUUCAACGCCAAAGCAUUCUAGUUUACCUCGGCAUUUAUUAAAGACCCUCGGAUGCGAAAAUACGCCAAAGCACUCUCCGCUUAAAACACCUAAUAAAAAUAACGAGGAGAGUCCAGUGCGGCCACAUCCUAGGGUACUAGCAAGAGUGGCCGCUUUGGCUGGUGCCGCAGUUCCUCAAUGUCCACCUACGCCUACACAUCAUGCGAGAAGGCCUCGGCCUAUGCCUCCACCAGAUCUCCAUCCACCACCAAUAAACUUAGAGAAUAGGCUACACGAGAACUUUGAAAUGGUGGAAUUUACAAGUGAAUUACGGACAUCAGAGAUCAGAUCGCCAAAUCUUGAAUUUGUUAACAGUAACCACUUUACUAUAGUUCACGCUGGACCGCCUGAUGGGGUUGUUCUUCGAAGACCACGACCUAUUGAAGAUAAUGAUGAUAAUGACAAUGCUGUAGCAUCACCAACGCCUCUGAGGCAUAUGGCUGGAAUUAGGUUACCAUCGAUACCUGAGAGAGCGUCAAGGCAGAUGGCCUUAACGGGUGACUUCCCUGCCAAUAUGAUCGGAGGGAUUAUUGAAUGUGAAGAGCCCUUACCUGCAGGUUGGGAGGCGCGCAUGGAUAGUCACGGACGUGUGUUCUAUAUAGACCAUAUAAAUCGGACCACGACGUGGCAACGGCCCGGCGAUAAUGGAACAACACCAAGAACACCUGCUCCUGAAGUGCAGAGGAGGCAACUUGAUAGAAGGUACCAAUCAAUCCGACGGACGAUGACGCGCACGCAACUAGCGGACGAGGGCGGCGCGUGUGCGUCCCCGCCGCCCGCCCCCGUGCCCGCCGCCGUCACACACUCGCCCGUUGCCGGCGCCGCGCCCGCUUCCGCCUCCGCCUCCGCCCGUACUCCGCACGCGCCACACCCGGCUGCCGAGUUCCUAGCCCGACCAGACUUCUACUCUAUACUUCAUAUGAAUCAGGAGGCAUCGUCGCUGUACAACUGCAACUCGACGCUGAAGCACAUGAUCUCCAAGAUACGGCGGGAUACGGCGUCGUUCGAACGGUACCAGCACAACCGGGACUUGGUGGCGCUCGUCAACAUGUUCAGUGAGACUGACCGCGACCUGCCACUCGGGUGGGACACCAAACUCGACCGCAAUGGAAAGCGUUUCUUCGUGGACCACGUGAUGCGGCGCACGACGUUCAUCGACCCCCGCGUGCCGCCCGCGCCCCGCGCCGGGCCCGCGGCCGGGCCCUACAGCCCGCUGCUGCCGCCGCGCCGCCGCCCCGACCACCUCGCCCACCUCGUCCAGGCGCCGACGCCACCGCCGCGGCCGCCUCUCACCACGGUCGACACGCACGCGCACAACUCACAGGAGGAAAUACCUGUCGCUUACAAUGAUAAGGUGGUGGCGUUCCUGCGGCAGGCGAACAUCAUGUCGAUCCUGCGCGAGCGCUGCGGCGCGGCCGGCGCCGGGCCCGCGCUGCGCGACAAAGUCCGCGCCGUCCGCGCCGACGGUGUCGCCGCGCUCGCGCGCUACCAGUACGACGUGCAGUUCACCUGUAUGCUCAGCCUGUUCGAGCAGGAGAUCAUGAGCUACGUGCCGGCGGGUGGGUGCGGAGCGGGUGCGUCCCCCGCAGCGUCUCCGGCGGCCGCGCGAAGCACGCGUGCGCCCGCGCCGCAGCGCCGAGACUUCGAAGCCAAACUGCGAGCUUUCUACCGCAAGCUGGAGAGCAAAGGAUACGGCCAAGGACCCGGGAAAUUAAAACUAAACAUACGCCGGGAGCACCUUUUAGAAGACGCGUUCAGACGCAUCAUGUCUUGCGGAAAGAAGGAACUACAGAAGGGCAAAUUGUGCGUGCUUUGGGACGGCGAGGAAGGACUCGACUACGGCGGCCCCAGUAGGGAGUUCUUCUUCCUGCUGUCCAGGGAACUGUUCAACCCUUACUACGGCCUCUUCGAGUAUUCCGCCAACGAUACGUACACGGUCCACGUGUCGCCUAUGUCCGCCUUUGUCGACAACCACCAUGAGUGGUUCCGUUUCUCUGGGCGCGUACUGGGCCUGGCGCUAGUUCACGGCUACCUGCUCGAGGCGUGGUUCACGCGAGCCCUUUACCGGGCGCUUCUCCGGCUGCCACCGGCGCUGGAAGACGUCGAUGCGCUCGAUGCACAGUUCGCUGCGUCGCUGCGGUGGCUACAGUCGGCUCGUUGCGUGUCGUCUCUGGAGCUCACGUUCGCUGUAUCCGAGCGCCUCGCAGACGGCCGAGUGCUGGAACGAGAGCUCAAGCCUGGCGGGAGGGAAGUGGCUGUUACUGAGAGAAACAAGAAAGAGUACCUGGAGAGGGUGGUACGGUGGCGGGUAGAGCGGGGCGUUGCAGAACAGACCGAGUGGCUCGUUAGGGGAUUCCACGAGGUGGUGGACCCGCGGCUGGUGGCGGCGUUCGACGCGCGCGAGCUGGAGCUGGUGAUCGCGGGCGCGCCCGAGCUGGAUGUGGCCGACUGGCGCGCGCACACCGAGUACCGCGGCGGCUACCACGACGCGCACCCCGUCAUCGUCUGGUUCUGGCAGGCCAUCGACAGAUUCACAAACGAGCAACGGCUGCGGCUCGUCCAGUUCGUGACGGGCACGUCGUCGAUCCCCUACGAAGGGUUCUCGGCGCUGCGCGGCUCCACCGGCCCGCGCCGCUUCUGCAUCGAGCGCUGGGGACGCGUCGAGUCGCUGCCGCGCGCACACACCUGCUUCAACCGCCUCGACCUGCCGCCCUACCCCACGCCGCAGCUACUGCACGAAAAACUCCUACUAGCCGUUGAAGAAACGAACACGUUCGGCAUCGAAUAAAUACAAUUUCUAUCAAGCUAAACCCACACUGAUUUAUUACCAUGCGGAUAUUUCACCACUAUUCUAUUACGUAUUCGCAGGAGAAAACCGCACGGGAAUCAUUCCGAAUACGCAUAUUGAAAUUAGUAUAGUGAAAAUUCGCUGUGCAUACUUAUCUAAGGGCCUACGCAGAUGUAGGGACUCUUUGUAUACAGCAGAAAAAAAAAUCCCUUAUUAUUUAUCCGCGGACAUGUAAACUCGUAUAUCCGUUGUGUUCUAUUUUAGAAUAUAUCAUAAAGAAACCUCAUGGCGGAGGCCAUUAGCUUACUACUACUACAUUAGCUACUUAUAAUCUAUGCACGCGCAGAGUUAACUAAAAUGCUUCUCUGAAAAUUAUAUAUUGCAAUAACCGAACUAGACUUAACCAUGGAAGUCUUGUGACUGAUAAGCAGCUAUCAUUAGGUUCGAUGCCCGCAAAACGCAUUAGCAGAUGUAAAUAGUUACUAAUUAUUAUUUAAUCUUUGGUCAAUGUAAAUAAUAGUCAAUUGAUAGAAUAGACGGAAACAAAGAUAAUGUAACUUGAGUUGUUAGACUCUGUCUGUAAAUUUAUUAACGUAGACGUGCCUCUAGACACUUAUAAUAUUACUAGCCACCCCUAUGUAUCGAGGUUUGUACUUUAUAAUGCUUUUAUUGUAAGUGAAGUAUAUUGUGGCUGUGAACUGGGAUUCGGGUCCCAUAAUUAGAUAUUACGCUUUGUCACUAAUUUAUGAUCGUAAUAACGACGAUACAGUUUAUAGAGACGAGGACAGCUGUUAUACAAGUUCGUAGUAAUAAAAUAAAAUGAUCCCGGUUUGUUUAAUUGAAAGUUAUAUUAAAAUAUUUCCAUU